AUGAUAAAUCAACCACUCCUUGAAGAGUUGUCCGUCAGUGUAGUGAAGAAAUGCGGGCCAAAGCUACUCACUGUGAUUCAGGAGAGGGGUUCAAAACUCAAAAAGUUGCAUCUUCGAGCCAAAAAUUUUGGUGAUGGGAAAAACGACGUAAACUGGGGAUUUCUUGCAAACAUGCAAAGCUUGAAGGAUUUUGCCUUUGUCCGACCAAAGUCCAAAUCCAAUGGCUGGGCGAGUGUGACAUCGCAUUGUGAAGAACGUGGGGUCACUUUCCUCCGUACCCUUCCAACUUGUCUCACGCAUCUCAAGCUCCGCGGAAUUGAUAGGUUUUGGUGGGACUCGGAUCAAAAUAAAGAGAUCGGCGAAUUAGAGAAGCAAUCCUUGUUAAACAGAUUCACAAACUUGGUCACCCUCAGCAUCGUCCAUUACGAUGGGAAAAAGUUGAAUGAGGAUAUUCUAGAGAAGGUGAACACCACAAUGUUAAAACUGCAGAAGUUGGAACUCUCAAACUUUGGCAAGGCUACUUUAUACCAGCAUCUUUCGCGUGAGGCAAUGGUUGGAGUAAACUUGGAAAACCUUCAAGGUUUGACUGACAUUACCCUUAAGGGGUGGGGAAGUGUCGCUGAAUUGUUGGGUUCUACUUCACAUAAGUUUUUGCUAACUUUAACCCUUGUCACGGAUGAAAUCGGCAUGACGAAGUGGGAUGUAGGCUUAGCGAUACGUUUCUUAAGACGGAAUCCAAGCCUUGAAAAGAUAUCUAUCAGUGGGAAGUAUCUGAUCCUUCGAUCCGAUUUGGUGAAGGAGUUAAAGACCAAAUCUUCCCGACUCGUCCAUGUCGAAUGGGGCAAAACAUCAGGAAUGAACGCACUGGACUCGGACGCAUCGGGGUACUCGAAUAACGACAGCGAAGUUUACAACUAUAAUCGCCAAGAUGACUACGAUGACUUCUUUAAUCGCGAAGAUGACUACGAUGAGUUUAACGGAGAAAUUUCUGACUAUACAGCGUGCGAUCGGGAGUGUGGAUAUUGUGGACGAUGUGACUAUUGAUUGCAUUAAUAUGUAUGAAACCCGCUUCCGGGCGGACUAUAUAUUAAAAUUUAUGUAUGACCAACGCAUAAAUACUUCAAGUAAGCUAACCUGUUUAUUGGUUUAAUUAUUCAAAUCCUGCAGAUGAGCUGCAUUUCCGUAGUGAACGCUAGCGAAUAAAUAAAUUACUAAAAAAUGAAAACUCACUUAUUACGUUAACACUUCAAAAAUAAUAAACUUAGGUAUAUCCUAAAAUUAAUUAUAUGUUUAGACACAUAAAUAUGCAUGUAUGCAUUCUAAAUUGAUUGAUUGAUUGAUUGAUUUAUUCAGCAUAAAUCCCUUUCAGGCAUAAUUGCCCAUAGAGUUACAGAGUUAAAAAAAUAUAUAUGUAUAAUAUCGUUAUACACAUUAUCAUCAUACUUGAGUCCUUAAGAAUUAUUGAUUAAUUGGUUAGUGCAUUGGUUAAGUAGGCUUAAUUGUAAUGUGUAUAUACAUUUGACUUUGUUGACUAUUCUUCCAAAAUUAAUUUUCUAUGUCUAAGUUUGACUUGAAGGUAGUUGGAAACAUUUAUGCAUUGUUCUCUGUUAUCUAGAUUUAAACAUUUUGGCCAAAGCAUUUCCUCCCCCUCUUUACGGUAGAUCUUACAUUUACAAAUAAAAUGCUGA
This is a messenger RNA of Folsomia candida, 1688 nucleotides long. RefSeq lists its product as uncharacterized. The transcript is spliced from 4 exons. Bases 1 to 1044 code for a protein of 347 amino acids. The record is from RefSeq and is a predicted model, not a curated record. NCBI's taxonomy places the organism in Eukaryota, Metazoa, Arthropoda, Collembola, Entomobryomorpha, Isotomidae.